AUGGCCCUGUAUGGGUAUGAGGCACCCAAUUUUAUGGAUUUGCUUUUGAGUGACAGUAGAGUGCCCAGUGCAGGUGAUUUGUUACAGGAGAGUCAAGACAUUGUUAAGACUCUCAAGGAUAAUAUAACUAAGGCACAGGAUCAACAGAAGCAGUAUGCAGAUCAGAAGAGGACUGAGCGGACUUUUGAGGUUGGAGAUAUGGUGUACAUAUCUGCACUGUUGAAAGAUGAAAAUGAGCCAACCUUAGAUAAUGCUGUGGCAGGAGGGUGGCCAGCUUCUAUGCAUCUUAUAGGAAAGGACAUAUUAAGAUUCCAUGCAGUUUACUGGCCUGCAAUGUUAAUGUCUGGAGGCCUAAACCUUCCAGCAACCGUAUUUGGUCAUGGAUUUCUGACAAAGGAUGGUUUGAAGAUGGGAAAAUCCAUGGGUAAUGUGCUUGAGCCAAGGGAUCUUGUGGAGAGGUUUGGAUCUGAUGCUGUAAGAUAUUUCUUCCUGAGAGAGGUUGAAUUUGGUAGUGAUGGGGACUAUUCAGAGGAACGAUUUAUCAGUAUUGUGAAUGCCCAUCUUGCCAACACAAUUGGAAAUCUACUUAACCGCACACUUGGCUUGUUGAAAAAGAAUUGCCAGUCCACCUUAGCAUUUGAUGCAAAUUCUGCUAUAGACGAUAACACAUUCAAAGAACUUGUCACCAAAUUGGUUGAGAAAGCAAGAAACCACUACAUGGAUCUUUCUUUCUCCUCAGCGUGUGCAGCUAUUAUAGAUAUUGGUAAUGCUGGUAAUAUAUAUCUGGAUGAGCGUGCUCCAUGGUCUCUGUUCAAGCAAGGGAGUUCAAAUGCUGAAGUAGCUGCAAAGAAUCUUAUAGUUAUUCUAGAAACAGUACGGAUUAUAGCUGUUGCUCUAUCUCCAGUUACUCCUGUAAUAUGUCGCAAGAUAUAUUUACAACUUGGUUAUUCUGAGGCUGCAUAUGAUGCUAUUUCUUGGGAAGAUACAACUUGGGGUGGUCUCAAAAUGGGCCAAAUCAUGGCAGAGCCUGAGCCUAUUUUCAGAAGGAUUGAAGAUCAAGAAGGUGAAAAGCCUGAAAACAUUAAAGCAAAGAAGAAGAAUAAGGGUGUAAGCAACAAGAUAAAGCCAGAAAAAAAUCAAAUAUUAGCAAAUACAUAAAGAGAAGCCACUUGGACUGCAAGUUUGGGUAGAAAAAGAUUAUGAGGCGUAACUGUCCAGAUGAAAUUGAUAAGGCAUUAAUCCCCGUUCACAUGGCAAAUAUCAUGGGUAGCUGUAUGGCUUUUCGUGCAACAUUUUAAAUAUCGUCCAUCUUCUUUGUAUAAAAAACUCUGUAGUUGAGAUUUUCUAUAUAAUGAAAUUCAUAUCACUAACUCUGGGACAUGUUAACGUAUUGCCCCCCUCUGUAUUAUUGCCCCUGUAUUAAAAUGUAAAUUGUACUUAAAAUUUUCUUAUAAUAAAGAAAAUGAUAUUUCAAGCCAUGUAACAGAGACUUUUCUAUAUGAAUUUCAUAACAAUCCUAUUUGGCAACUCA
Messenger RNA from Cryptomeria japonica (Japanese cedar), 1531 nucleotides. RefSeq names its product methionine--tRNA ligase, chloroplastic/mitochondrial. Bases 1 to 1158 code for a protein of 385 amino acids. Gene Ontology annotation, biological process: methionyl-tRNA aminoacylation. Gene Ontology annotation, cellular component: chloroplast stroma; mitochondrion. Lineage: Eukaryota; Viridiplantae; Streptophyta; Pinopsida; Cupressales; Cupressaceae. The transcript has 9 exons. The record is from RefSeq and is a predicted model, not a curated record. Gene Ontology annotation, molecular function: methionine-tRNA ligase activity; ATP binding.